Eutrema salsugineum is the source of this 1314-nucleotide messenger RNA. Its product is annotated as ubiquitin thioesterase otubain-like. NCBI's taxonomy places the organism in Eukaryota, Viridiplantae, Streptophyta, Magnoliopsida, Brassicales, Brassicaceae. Bases 5 to 1075 code for a protein of 356 amino acids. Gene Ontology annotation, molecular function: cysteine-type deubiquitinase activity; ubiquitin binding. Gene Ontology annotation, biological process: protein K48-linked deubiquitination. The transcript has 10 exons. The record is from RefSeq and is a predicted model, not a curated record. Gene Ontology annotation, cellular component: nucleus.
AUUGAUGAAAUUUUUGGUUACCCCAGUUUCAGAAGAUUUUCUAAAGGCUUUUUGUUUUUUCUUCCCCACUCUUUUUGUAAACAUUGCAGAGUGUUCCCAACCGCUUGAAAUUAGGUCGGAAGAUUUCUUGAAUCGAUCUUCGUUUCCUGUGACGAUGCAGAAUCAGAAUGAUAUUGUGAAGGAUGAAGCGGAAGUCGCUGCAUCCAUUGCGGCUAAUAAGUUUGAAGAAUGGGGAAAUUGUUCAAUGAAAGAUGCUAUGGAGGAACCAUCUUUUCAAGAAGAAGAUGCUGCAAAAGUUCCUUAUGUUGGUGAUAAGGAACCUCUCUCUAGUUUAUCUGCAGAAUACCAAGCAGGGAGUCCCAUUUUGCUGGAGAAGAUAAAGAUACUGGAAAGUCAAUAUACUGCAAUCAGGCGGACAAGAGGCGAUGGGAAUUGCUUCUUCCGAAGUUUUAUGUUCUCUUACCUUGAGCAUGUUUUGGAAUCACAAGAUCGUGCUGAAGUCGAUCGUAUCAAAGUCAAUGUUGAGAAAUGUAGAAAGACUCUGCAAAACUUAGGUUAUACAGAUUUUACUUUUGAAGACUUCUUUGCGUUGUUCCUCGAGCAACUAGAUGACAUUCUCCAAGGAACUGAAGAGUCUAUAAGCUACGAAGAGUUGGUUAACAGAAGUAGAGAUCAGUCUGUCUCCGACUACAUUGUAAUGUUCUUCAGGUUUGUUACUGCUGGUGAAAUACGAACGCGUGCAGAGUUUUUCGAGCCCUUUAUAACUGGAUUAUCAAACACAACAGUCGAUAAGUUUUGCAAGUCAUCGGUUGAACCAAUGGGGGAAGAGAGCGACCACAUUCACAUAACCGCUUUGUCAGAUGCACUUGGUGUUGCAAUCCGGGUUGUGUAUCUUGACCGUAGCUCAUGUGAUAAUGGAGGUGUCACUGUGAACCAUCAUGACUUUGUUCCUGUGGGCACUAAUGAGAAAGAAGAAGCAUCUGCUCCUUUUAUAACAUUGCUGUAUCGUCCAGGCCAUUACGACAUCCUUUACCCCAAGUCAUCUUGUAAGGUAACAGACAAUGUGGAAAAAUGAUCAUUUGACAUAUCAUCAAACCCAUUAGGAGAUGUUAACAACACUGUGGUAAUAUCGAUCCAUGUGGAUGAAACCAUGGAUGGAUCAACAAUUACAUCAUCUUCAUCUCUUUGCUCCUUCAUUAUGAUAAAAAAACCCUUCUGUUUUACUAUGAGAUUCAUGAUAAUUUCCUUUGUACUGUACCAAAUUGAACCAAAGGGUGCCAUACCAUCAAUGACAGAGGUCGAAGUUUGUUUUAA